Molecule: messenger RNA, 1488 nt
Organism: Juglans regia (Persian walnut)
Lineage: Eukaryota; Viridiplantae; Streptophyta; Magnoliopsida; Fagales; Juglandaceae
Product: disease resistance protein RPV1-like
Exons: 3
Coding region: 1-1488 (495 amino acids)
Molecular function (GO): protein binding
Source: RefSeq, a predicted model, not a curated record
AUGUUGGGAGCAGGAUUCCCUAGUUCUGGAGCAGUACAUGGUAGUGCAAUCAAAGAACUGCCUUCUUCUAUUGGUUCCUUACCAUUUUUGAAGGACUUGUUAGCUGGGAAUUGUCGAUCCUUGGGCAAGUUGCCUGAUUCAAUUGAAGGAUUAGCUUCUGUUGUGGAGCUUCAGUUAGACCAGACACCAAUUACAAAUCUGCCGAAUCAGGUAGCUGCCCUGAAAAUGCUGAGGAAGCUUGAAAUGAGAAAUUGUAAAGAUCUCAGAUCUUUACUAGAAUCAAUUGGAAGCAUGUUCUCUCUUACUUCUCUGAACAUAUCUAAUUCCAAUAUUUCUAAAUUGCCGGAAUCAAUUGGGAUGCUGGAAAAUCUUGUAAUAUUCAGGUUGAAUAAAUGUACACAGCUCCGUAAACUUCCUGAUUCAAUAGGAAAUUUGAAGUCUUUGCACCACUUGCUGAUGGAAGAAACUGCAGUCACGGAGUUGCCUGAAAGGUUUGGGAUGCUUUCAAGCUUAAUGAUAUUAAAAAUGGCUAAGAAGCCUCAUUUCUUGUCAGCUGGAAACAGGAUACCUGAAGAGGAUUUGGUUGCAGAGAACAAGAGAAACAUAAUCCUUUCAGAGUUCCAUCUUCAUUCUCAAAUUUAUGCAACCUUGAAGAACUGGAUGCUCGUGCUUGGAAUCUAUGUGCUGAAAUCUCUUCCUCCACUUCCCUCAAGUUUGGUGGAAGUGAAUGUUGCAAACUGUACUGCAUUGGAAAGGGUGUCUAAUAUCUCAAAGUUGGAAAGCUUGCGCGAGCUGAACCUCACAAACUGUGAGAAGGUGGAGGAUAUUCCGGGCCUCGAAUGCUUGAAGUCGUUGACAAGGUUGUUUAUGAGUGGUUGCAAAGCAUGCUCAUCUGUGGUAAAAAGAAGGUUUUCUAAGGUUUCUUUGAGGAAUUUAAGGUCUCUUAGUAUGCCUGGAAACGAGAUUCCAGCUUGGUUUUCUCAAGAGGUUAGAUUCUCAGAACGCAAAAAUCAUGAUAUCAAAGGUGUGAUAAUAGGCGUUGUCGUCUCCCUCUACCCUCAAAUACAUGAUGACUUAAGAGAUCAACUUCCUGCACUACCAUGCGUACGAGCAAAUAUUGUCAAACUGAAUAAACUUUUGUUCAGCACAAUGCCGGAGUUGAAGGGAGUUCCAAAGACGAAUGAAGAUCACAUUUACUUGUUUCGAUAUUCAGAUUGUCAUCAAAAUUUGAGCGAUGGUGAUGACAUAAAUGUGAGAGAGCAAGACCCACCGUACAUCAAGGGAAUUGAGGUGAAAAAGUGUGGGCUUUAUUUGAUUUUUGAAGGUGACGAAGAAUCGUUGGACAAGAGCCAGUUAUUUGUUUCUGAAAAACUAGCAAAGUUUUUUAGCUCUGUUGAGGAUGAAGAUCACACCUCUGAAUUGUUAAAUAUCAACCCAAAGUGUGAAUAUGAAUGUGAAAUUGUCUUGUAUAGCUGCCCCAUAAAUUAA